ACCCAGUUGUAACUUAAUGCAUGUGCAGUGUACACUCCCAACCCCCUUCACUUUAGGAACCUCUCUCUUUCUCUCUUUGUUCUAACUUCCCACUUCCCAGCUACUGGCUGCUGAUGGAAGGAGACACAUAAUUUCCACUCCUCAACUUGCUAUCUACACUUUCUCUCUUUCUUUUUCUUCAAUAAUAAUUUUAGUCACAAUAUUAGUAUUUAAGGAGCUAAAUAGCAAUGGCUGCAAUAACCACAAAAGAACAACAAGUAGUAGUAAACUAUAUGAGUGAAGAGUUGCAAACGAUUUUUCUGUCCAACUUGGAUGAGGCACCCGCUAGACGGCGUGCUCGUGAGGCUUUUAAGGAUAUUCAACUUGCCAUUGAUCAUUGCUUGUUUCGGUUAUCAUCAGAUGGGGUGAAGACGAAAGAGGUUUAUGAAGUGAACUCCAGAGGAUUAAAAAUAUUCUCUAAAAGUUGGCUUCCAGAAAGUUCUCAUUUGAAAGCAAUCAUUUGUUACUGUCAUGGUUAUGCAGAUACUUGCACAUUUUACUUUGAAGGAGUUGCAAGGAAGUUAGCAUCAUCUGGAUAUGGAGUAUUUGCAUUGGAUUACCCUGGAUUUGGCCUUUCUGAUGGUCUUCAUGGUUAUAUUCCUAGCUUUGAAAGUCUAGUGAAUGAUGUCAUCGAGCAUUUCUCAAAAAUUAAGGAACAAAAGAAAUAUCAAGAUGUACCAAGCUUCUUGUUGGGUGAAUCAAUGGGUGGAGCCAUUGCUUUGAAUAUUCACUUCAAACAACCUGCUGCAUGGAAUGGUGCUGCUCUUAUUGCACCUUUGUGCAAGUUUGCGGAGGAUAUGAUUCCACAUUGGUUGGUGAAGCAGAUACUAAUUGGUGUAGCAAAAGUUCUUCCUAAAACUAAGUUAGUUCCACAAAAGGAAGAGGUUAAAGAUAAUAUAUUUAGAGAUGUGAACAAGAGAAAACUGGCACCCUAUAACGUGUUACUCUACAAGGAUAAACCAAGACUGGGAACUGCAUUGGAGCUGUUGAAAGCCACACAGGAGCUAGAACAGCGUUUGGAAGAAGUUUCUCUGCCAUUGUUGAUCAUGCAUGGAGAGGCUGAUAUAAUUACUGAUCCAUCAGCUAGUAAGGCUUUGUAUGAGAAAGCUAAAGUGAAGGACAAGAAACUCUGCCUCUAUAAGGAUGCUUUCCAUACUCUACUUGAAGGUGAACCUGAUGAAACUAUAUUUCACGUGCUUGGUGAUAUUAUAUCUUGGCUUGAUGAGCAUAGCAGCAGAAAAAACAAAUAUUAAGCACCUUGUUGGUAUAUUGGUUCGCCACAAAAGUAGGCAUUAAUUUCAGUUUAUGUGUUCAUGUUUUAUUAGGGGAACUGGUAUGGUAAAUGAAGUUAGAUAAAACAAUGAAAUUUCUACUUUAAUGUUCAAUGCUUGAAUAGCAAUUUACAGACGCGUGGUUGCUGCCUCAAAAAAAAAAAAAAAGUUGUAUGGUUGCUUGUAUUUUUUCUUUUUCAAAUAGAAGCUUCCACAAAAAAUGGUUUC
Molecule: messenger RNA, 1538 nt
Organism: Glycine soja
Lineage: Eukaryota; Viridiplantae; Streptophyta; Magnoliopsida; Fabales; Fabaceae
Product: caffeoylshikimate esterase-like
Exons: 8
Coding region: 228-1292 (354 amino acids)
Cellular component (GO): membrane
Molecular function (GO): lipase activity
Source: RefSeq, a predicted model, not a curated record